Molecule: messenger RNA, 354 nt
Organism: Prunus armeniaca (apricot)
Lineage: Eukaryota; Viridiplantae; Streptophyta; Magnoliopsida; Rosales; Rosaceae
Source: the annotation of a GenBank genome assembly
AUGGCCAACCAUGGAUAUGAUAGCUCUUCUAGUGAUGAGACAGGUGCUAACAUAAUGUUUUUAGAAAUGUUCGAAAGCUACCAAAAGAAAAAAGCAGCAAAGAAGAAGGAGAAGGCCUUGAUGGUUGUCCACGGGGAACAAAUUGUCCCUUUCAAUGAUUACUUCAAACAAAAACCUGAUGCCAUUGAAAAGCUUAAUUUCUCACCACAAGUGAAGAUGACAGCCGCCUUGCGUAUGCUUACAUAUGGAACAGCAACUGACCUCAAUGAUGAUUACUUGAAGAUAGCAGAGACCACAUCAUUUGAAGCUUGCAAGAGAUUUUUGUCAUGCAGUCAACCACUUAUAAGGAGUUGA